CGCGGCGCCCAAGGAUGCUGCCCUGACACCGGCAUCCCCCGGCAGGUGACCCCGCGGUCCCAACCAUGGCUGCGUCCCCCGGAGGGAUCCCUGCUGAGCUGCAAGAGGGCAUCACCACCCUCCUGGGCACGAAGAAGGUGCUCCUGGUGCUGAGUGUCCAGCUGCAGGUGAAGUCCAAGUAUGACGACUUCAUCUUGGUGCUGACGCCCUGGCGAGCGUAUGUGCUGCCGGUGAUGCUGCCGGUGAGGGUUCACAGCAGCUUCAGCUUCCUGGAGGUGAGGGAGAUGACAGUCCAAGAGCCCAGUGUGGUUGUCAUAGAAACAGAUGCAGCAUCUUACGCCUUCCGGUUCAUGUCCUUGGAUGAUUUGGAGCAAGUUGUUAUCCAUGUCACCAUGUCACUUAAGAAGGUCUUUCCAGACUCAUCCCUUGGGACACUGCUCAAGAACUCCCCCCCCAGCCUGUAUGAGAGGAUCCAGCAGAUCCUGGACUCGCUGGAGGAAAUGCUGCAGAGCAGCCCUGGGCCCUGUGGGGGGUUUUCGGAGACCUACGCUGCUCUGUGUGACUACAACGGCUUCGCCUUCCGCGAGGAGAUCCAGUGGGACGUGGACAACAUUUACCACAGCCAGGACUGCCGGGAGUUCAACCUGCUGGACUUCAGCCACCUGGAGAGCCGAGAUGUGGCGCUGAGUGUCGCUGCCUUGUCCUUCAACCUGUGGUUCACCAAGCUCUCCUGCAAGGACUUCAAGCUGAACCAGGAGAUUUCAGAGCAGCUGCUCUACAUGCUCAGCAAAUCGGUGACGCUGGAGGAGCUGGUGCUGGAAAACAGCGGGUUGAAAGCUGACUUUGUGCAGAGGAUGGCCCAGGCACUCAGCAGCCAUCCUGACUCUGUCCUGCACACCAUCAACCUCUCUGGCAACCAGCUGGAAGACAGAGGGAUUGCUGCCUUCAGCCGGCACCUGGAGAAGAGUUCCAAGGGUCUGCAGAGUCUCAGCUUGGCCAGGACAAUGCUCACAGCCAAAGGGAUGAGCACACUGUGUAAGGCCCUCGCAGAUAACAAAACCAUUGGAUUCUCCCUCCGGCACCUGGACCUCUCUGGAAACCCCGGCACCCUGGCUGGGGAUGACAUCAGUAACCUGCAGAGCCUCCUCCGCCAGUGCCACUCUCUGUCCCACCUCAGCCUGGCUGGCACGGACUGCCCUUUGGAUGCUCUCUUUGGAGCCCUGGUCCACGGGUGCCACAACAGCCUCAUCCACCUGGAUCUCUCCAAAAACCUGUACUCCCACAGGAGGGUGAAAACCAUCUCCCCUGACGUCAAGGAGUUUUUCAGCCAGGCCUGUGCCCUCAGACACGUCUCCCUGGCAGGUACCAAGCUGCCUGCAGAUGUUGUGAGGGCGUUGCUGCAAGGGCUGGCAGACAACAGCCACAUCAGUGACCUGCACCUGGAUCUUAGCAGCUGUGAGCUGAGAUCAGCAGGGGCCCAGGUCAUCCAGGAUCUCAUCCCUGAUGCCAGCUCCAUCAGCAGCCUGGACUUGUCUGACAAUGGCUUUGACCCUGACAUGGUGACACUGGUGCUCUCCAUUGGCAGAAGCAAGUCCAUUAGGCACGUCUCUCUGGGGAAGAACUUCAACAUCAAAUCCAAGGAAGGACUGUUGGAUGUCCUGCACCGCAUCGUCCAGCUCACCCAGGAGGAGGACUGUCCUCUCCAGUCUCUGUCCGUGGCUGAAUCACGCCUCAAACUGGGAACCAACGUGCUGCUGAGCGCCCUGGGCAGCAACACCAGCCUCACCGCUCUGGACAUCAGCGGCAACGCCAUGGGGGACACGGGGGCCAAGAUGCUCGCCAAGGCCCUGCAGAUCAACACCAAGCUCAGGACCGUGGUUUGGGACAGGAACAACACAACUGCCCACGGGCUCCUGGAGGUGGCUCAAGCUUUGGAGAGGAACUACACCCUCAAGUCGAUGCCGCUGCCGAUGAGCGACGUGGCGCAGGCGUAUCGCAGCAACCCCGAGAGGACGGAGCAGGCCGUGCACAAGCUCCAGUCCUGCCUGACCAGGAACCAGCUGCGGCAGACGCUGCCGGCCCAGACCUUCCGGCUGCAGCAGGGCAUCCUCACCACCUCUUCUGAACAGAUGGUGAAUGAGAUCUGCCUGAGCGUGCAGAAGCACGUCGACAUCCUCAGCACCUGCCCGGGCAGGGAGGUGCAGGCGGACGUCCUCUGUGCAGAGGAGGCCAUCAGGAACGCCAACCUCUCCGUCAGCAUCCUACCCCUCCUGUAUGAGGCAGGAAACACCCCAUACCAGAAUGGCAAGCUGCAGCACAAGCUGGAGUGUCUCACGGAGGAAGCAUCGCAGACCUGCAGCUGGGAAAUCCAGGCGAUCAUGCAGGCGGUGCUGGACACGGCGCACAGCCUGUGCCCAGACGUGGUGCAGAAGAGCGGGGUCAGGGAUCAGCUGGUCAAUGCCAUGUCGGAGCGGAUCUGCCUCCAGGACCACCUCAGCCUCAGUGCCGUCCUGGACCAGAUGGUCACCGAUGUCUUCAGCAAGCUGAAUGAAAUCAAGCUGUCCAUCACAGCCGCUGCGGCCGACUGCAUCGUGGAUGCUGUGCUGGGAGACCUGACCAUCGCCCAGUGCAAACUGGCAGAGAGCCUCUCCAAGCAGGGGCUCGACCUCCUGGUGCUGCUGCCGGAGUCGGCUGAGGACGAUGCCACCGCGCUGGCGAGGGGCAAGAAUCCUCUGGACCUCGCCGCAGAGGAGUACAAGAUGGCCCUGCGGAGGAAAAACAAGCACUUCAGGAGCAUUCGGCCCACGCCAAGUGUGAGAAGUAAGGUCACUGUGGAACUCCCCGCCGCGCCGCCGGCACGCCCUGCCUGCACAAAGGAUGCUGAGCCUGCGAGCGGCUCGCUCCCCGCCACGCAGCCCGCCACCGCCACCGGAUUCCUUAUGGACCUGCCGACCGCCGGCGAGAAGCUGGAGCAUUGCACCAAAGCCAGGCCCCGGCCCAACCGCCGGCACAAGCAGCCGCCCAGCAAGCCCAAUGUACAGCCCGUGGCCUGCGAGAACAGCGAGGACAGGAGCAUCACCCGUGUGGACGAGGGGCUGGAGGACUUCUUUGCCAAGAGGCUCAUCACAGAAGCACUGCCCCCUGCGGCUCCAGAGACCUGCCCAGGAUCAGCCCCUCUGGCUCCCUCCGGCUCCCGCACCCUCAAGAAGAAAAUCGGGAAUUUUUUUGCCUUCAAGAAACCCAAAUCCAGCCGGGGCUCGAGGUGUGAGAAGGAGCCCGAGGGUGGUCCCACUGCCCCCAGGAGCAGGCGCUCAAUGCUCAGUGACAUUUUACGAGCCCCCAGCAAGGCGGGUGAGGCGGGGAAGCCACUGAGUAAAUCGGAGGAGGGGGGACUCGCUGCUGAGCCCCAGGGAGAGCCUGAGCACUGCCAGACCCCCGACUCUGCCCGAAGGAUCCGGCCCAAGUACUCUCGGGAGGGCAAAUCCCAGUCACUCAUCUUGCUGUCCGGGGAGGACGAGGAUGCGCUGGGGGUCAGGCAUGACAAGAAGAGGCACCUGGAGAAGAGCGAGGGGGAGCUGUCCAGCUCCUUCGAGCAGCGUGUGCAGGUCAUGCUCCACCGCAUCGGCGUCACCAAGGGCCCGGCUGCUGAGAGCAAGAAGCUGCAGAACAAAGACAGCGAGAUCAAGAAAGCCGGCUCAGAUGGGGAUAUCGUGGACAGCUCUGCGGACUCCCCCCCAUCUCUGAAGGCCCGCACACACUCUGUGUCCACAGACAACCGGCUGAUGGCACGGCUGGCAGCGCCACGGGGGACCAGCCGCCGAGCUCUGUCCGUCCACGAGGAGCAGCUCAGGGAGCCCGAGUGUCCGGCAGAGCUGGGAAUGGGCACCGUUCCCCUGCGCCUGCGGCGGUCGCCUGUGCUCAGGCACAGGACCAAGCACGAGUCCCUCUCAGAGAUUGAGGGUGAGCCUGGACCGUCCUUGGAUGCUGAAGGUGCCACGCCGCAGGACUGGCCCCGUGCCGGGCUGGAGGAGCCGCAGGCUGGCACAGGCACUGACGGCGAGCGGCCGCAAGCCCUGGCACAAACUGUUGGGAAUGCACAAGACUCAGCUGCCGUAGACCAAAGACGCCCGGUGCCGGGCCGGGAGGAGCCGGCCCUGGGACAGUGAAGCCCCUGCAUGUCACCACACUGUUCCCAAUAAAACCCUGCAAGCAAGUGCACGGUGCCGGGGUGCUUGGCAGCUGGGGUGCGGAGAGACGGGGCACCAGGCUGGCGUGGAUGUGCCAACGAUGGCAUCGCCCAACUUGUGCCACGGGGACAAGCCAGGCCACCAGCAUCGCCCAGGAUGCCCAGGGACCGUGCCAGAGCCUGCAGGACGCGUCGAGCGGUGUCGUGGUGCCCGCUGCCGCUGUGGGCUGCAGGGGGGAGAGCCGGUGAUUUUUCGGCAGCCAGCUAUUUUUAGGAAGUGUUCCCAAGGCGCUUUCACCACUCCAGCUCCUCGCCCCGUGGGGUGCCGCUCUCUCCAGCCCCCGCAAGACGCAGGCUUCCAUCGGCGGGACCACGACCCCCAGCAUUCCAGCACGCAGCUCCAGCCCCGCAGAUCCCCGACGGCACCAGCGCGAUCCCGACACCCCAGUGGCUUUCUCCUGUGUUGCCCUUCGCUCCGGACCAAACGCAUUCCUUACACAGAUGUUUACGACAAAGCAAGAUGCUUGUUUUGGUUUGGUUUUUAUUUCUUUUUUUUUUUUUUUUUUUUUUUAAUACAAGAGCUGUGUAUUCAAAAAAUAUACAAUUUUUAUUUUUAAUUUCUACAGCAUAACCCUGCGGGAUAUUUUUUGUAACAAAUGAUGCAGGACCCUACCCAAACUAAUCAAUAAAACAUCCGAACUCCUG
Lepidothrix coronata (blue-crowned manakin) is the source of this 4891-nucleotide messenger RNA. RefSeq names its product capping protein regulator and myosin 1 linker 2 (gene CARMIL2). Gene Ontology annotation, biological process: regulation of Arp2/3 complex-mediated actin nucleation; cell migration. NCBI's taxonomy places the organism in Eukaryota, Metazoa, Chordata, Aves, Passeriformes, Pipridae. Gene Ontology annotation, molecular function: protein binding. The transcript has 39 exons. The coding region runs from base 66 to 4166 and encodes 1366 amino acids. The record is from RefSeq and is a predicted model, not a curated record. Gene Ontology annotation, cellular component: plasma membrane; lamellipodium.